AAAAGAUUUAACUACUAUAAUGAUACAAACAUUCACAAAUAAUGUGGAAAGCUUUGAAAUCUGUUCCGUAGAAAAUUCCAUGUGACGAAUCUGUGGCCGUCCAACACCUGCUGGAAUCUCAGGUGAAACUAUCUGCGUGCACGCGCAUAUGCACAGGUAUUAUGAUUCCCAGCUGAUCCAUAACCGCAUUAAAAGAGUCGUUAUAACUAGUUAGAAGAACGUCAUUUGGCAUAUAACUAACGCGAAGGUAGCUACCAUUAUUUGUGUUUUAGUUUUUACUGCAACAUCGUCAAACUAGGACACAUAACCUACGUUUUCCACCCGUUGGUCCUGACGCGCAAGACUAAAAUCAAAAACAAGAAUGGGUCAGUCAGGAAGCGGGCAAAGUCAUAUUUCUUCGAGGGAUUUUAUAACCAAAUCAGACUCAUGCUCAGGUCUGCAUUCAAAUGUUCCUCUAGCUGUGGUUGAGGAGAUCCUACUAAACCUGCCGGCUCAUCAGGUGGUGCGAAUCUGCCGGCUGGUGUGUCGUGAGUGGAAGGAGCUGGUGGACAGUAAUGCACACUGGAGAGAGCGCUGUCGGAGAGAGGGAUUUCAGCCACAUAAUGCUUCCAGACCACCAGAUGACUGGCGCAUGUUUUACUUCUUAUCUAAGAAACGACGUAACUUGAUCAAGAAUCCCAGAGCAGAAGAGGAGUUCAGCGGAUGGAAGAUUGUACAGAAUGGUGGUGACUGCUGGGCGGUAGAAGAUAAUUAUAUUGAAAUCCCAAAUUGCAGAAUCUCAAAAUAUUUUGUCACCUCUUACUGGUUAUGUUUGAAGGAACAGCUGAUUGAUUUGAAGACAGAAGGCUACAGCGCUGCUUUCAUGGAUCAGCUGCAACCUCCUAUCAAAAUAUCCGACUGGUACGCCCCGCGCUGUGACUGUGGGAGUGUGUAUCACAUCACUGUAGAGUUGCUUGAUCAGAAGAAGAAACCCAUCCAUACCUUUGAACCUGAACCAGUUUCCUUUCCACAGUGGAACGAUCAGCAGUGGUGUGAAAUGACACAUGUCUUUAAGGAUUAUGGACCUGAGGUUCGGUUUGUUCGUUUCACUCAUGGCGGAAAGGAUACACAGUUCUGGGCGGGCUGGUAUGGGAUACGGGUCACUAACAGCAGUGUGGAGAUCUGUCCAGCUGAAGAGAGAUAGUGUUUCGCUGUCCGAAUUUGUUCUCUGUUAUGAGAAAUGCUGUUAUGCGUAUCUGUGAACUUAAAGGGACAGUUCACCCAAAAAUGAAAAUUCUGUCAUUAAUUACUCACCAUCAUGUU
Messenger RNA from Labeo rohita (rohu), 1302 nucleotides. RefSeq names its product F-box only protein 6-like. NCBI's taxonomy places the organism in Eukaryota, Metazoa, Chordata, Actinopteri, Cypriniformes, Cyprinidae. Gene Ontology annotation, cellular component: cytoplasm; SCF ubiquitin ligase complex. Gene Ontology annotation, biological process: glycoprotein catabolic process; SCF-dependent proteasomal ubiquitin-dependent protein catabolic process. The record is from RefSeq and is a predicted model, not a curated record. The transcript has 6 exons. Gene Ontology annotation, molecular function: protein binding; ubiquitin protein ligase activity. The coding region runs from base 362 to 1183 and encodes 273 amino acids.